UCAAUAAAUAAAUAUAAUUAAAAUUAUAUCGUGUUUGGUCUCAUUUUAAUCAGAAUGGUGUCACAAAUACGUUAGUGAAAGAUUAAUUUUAAAAAGGUCAAAAAUAAAAAUGUUUCUCUUUUAAAUUAGUAUCUAAAUAUAUUAUCUCAGCGAUAUUUGAUAAUGAAUUAUGUUACACUAUUCAAUCAUGGCGAGCCGCAAAGCUUCGUGAUUAUAUUUGAGUUGUAUACAAUGGACGGAGUAGGAUUAUUUAAUACUUUUCUUCAAUCACACCAACCUCAAUUAGAAUUUUCUGGGGUGCCAAGAAUAUAUUGGCACAUUUUAUUUAAAAAACUUCAGUACCAGAUAUUUGAUUCAGGUCUGAUAUUUCAAUUAAUGAGAAUUGAUUACGAUAGUGAUGAGAAGGGUGACAAGGAUCCUAUUUGGAAGCUCUAUGUUUGUCGUAAAGAAGGCAUUGCUGUUAAGGAUCCGAACAAUAUUUAUUUGAUAGAUCAUGCAUGGACGUAUGAUAUUAACAAUGCAAGGCAAAAUUUAUCAACUAUUCCAGAUCUAUUAGAUCGUAUGUGUUCCUUAAUGGGCUUUGACACAGAUGCAGACGAAGAUGAAAAGAUAGAAUUUAUAUUAAAUGAAAUGUGGAGGUACAAUCAAUCUUUUGCUGUAAAUAGUGGUUCCAUAGAGGAUAGAAUGCCAGUUUGGUAUAUUAUGGAUGAAGUAGGAUCAGCAAUAAAUCAUAGCGAUAACCCCAACUUUAGAACAGUGCCUUUCUUGUAUUUACCAGAUGGUGUUGCUUAUACACUUUUGUUUCCUAUAAAAGAUGUUGAUUACCAAGAAGAAGUUACAAGAAAUUUUAUAGAAGGACAAACAAAAGACCAAAGAAAACAAAAAGCAUUAUUGUUACCUUGGAUAGAAGUAUCAUUUAUCGAAGAAAGCUUCUUGCAAAUUGAACCAGAUGAACAAUACUUUUUGGCAGGUCAUAUUCGUGAAAGUCUACCAGAAAAAGUGGAUUAUAAGUUUCUUGAAAGAGCUAAAGGUACGAAAUUAAAGGUUUUUUCACAAUAUACAUAUGUAAAUGAAUAUCUAAAUGACCCUGCAUUUCAAAUUGUGGCUGAUGAAGACCAGGCAGAUAUUUUAUGGUACACCUCACAUUUCAAAGACUACAAAAGAUUAAGCAUACAAUCACCAUACGUUUUCGUAAACCAAUUUCCAUUUGAAAAUGUUCUAACUGUUAAAGAUUUAUUGUCGAUUAUAUGUAGAAGAAAAGCAGGUGAAAGAUGUUUCAAUCCCGAUACACUCGAAACUUAUCCAAUUUGGCUACCAACUACUUACAACCUAAAUAUAGAAUUAGUGCAAUUUGUUGCAUACUUUGAACAGAGGAAAUCAAUGAAUUUAGAUAAUCAUUGGAUUUGUAAACCUUGGAAUCUAGCUAGAGGAUUAGAUAUACACAUUACGAAAAAUUUGUACCAUAUAUUACGAUUGCCUAGCACAGGUCCGAAGAUAGCGCAAAAAUAUAUUACAAAUCCCGUUUUGUAUGACAGACCGGAAAUCGGAAAAGUUAAGUUCGACAUACGAUACGUAGUAAUGCUCAAAUGUGUACAACCUCUACAAGUGUUCGUCUACAAAAAUUUCUUCUUAAGAUUUGCGAAUAAGGAAUUCGCUUUAAAUAAUUUCGACGUGUACGAACAACAUUUCACAGUUAUGAAUUAUUCAGGGGACAUACCACUUUGUCAUAUAAAAUGCGCGGAUUUUAUCUUGGAAUGGGAGAGGCAAUACCCCGACUUUUCAUGGAAGGAAUGUGUCGAGCCAAAAAUCUUGCACAUGUUUAGAGAGAUUUUCGAGGCUGCAGUCGCGAUAAAACCACCGAAAGGAAUUGCGGAAAGCCCACAAAGUAGGGCUGUAUACGCGAUCGAUUUGAUCCUCGAAUGGAAAGAAGAUACGAUACAGCCUAUGUUAUUGGAGAUUAACUUUGCACCUGACUGUAAACGAGCAUGCGAAUAUUAUCCAAAUUUUUACAACGACAUAUUUAAAUGUCUGUUUUUGAACUUUAAUAAUCCGGAAGUAUUUCAUGAUUUAUGCUUAUAGCAGGAUUAAAUUCUGCAUAUAUAAAUCGAAAUACAGUUACAUAAGUGUAUGCUCGAACUAUAAAUAUCGAGAAACUAUUAACGAUCGUUUUGUGGUCAGCGUCGUGGUCAACACACAUUUAUUUAUUCAAAGCAGGAGAGUUCCGUGUUUCGUAUGCGAUAAUGAGCUGAAGUAGAUCUAGUAAAUCUGCAUAUGCGAACGUUAAGGGUAUAUUUGCUUCGUAAAUAAUUUGCAGCUCCCAUAACUUGACGCUAUAACGGGAAGACUAUUGUAGUACCUAAUGGAAUAAUAAACGAGAGAGCAAUUGGAACAGUUUCACGACUGUCCACUUUGGUCAUCGUGUAUCCACGAGUACGUGAUUAAUGCAGAAAGAUACUCAUAACGAUAAUGCCAACUUUUUAGCGAUAUCACUUUUCCCGUGAAAAUGCAAUGAAUACGUAAUAAAGGUCGAUAUAUCGAAGCAUA
Bombus terrestris (buff-tailed bumblebee) is the source of this 2544-nucleotide messenger RNA. It is a transcript of the gene TTLL12, whose product is annotated as tubulin--tyrosine ligase-like protein 12. The record is from RefSeq and is a predicted model, not a curated record. Bases 163 to 2079 code for a protein of 638 amino acids. The transcript is spliced from 2 exons. NCBI's taxonomy places the organism in Eukaryota, Metazoa, Arthropoda, Insecta, Hymenoptera, Apidae. Gene Ontology annotation, biological process: protein modification process.